Onthophagus taurus is the source of this 816-nucleotide messenger RNA. RefSeq names its product chymotrypsin-1-like. Gene Ontology annotation, molecular function: serine-type endopeptidase activity. The record is from RefSeq and is a predicted model, not a curated record. Lineage: Eukaryota; Metazoa; Arthropoda; Insecta; Coleoptera; Scarabaeidae. Gene Ontology annotation, biological process: proteolysis.
AUGCACAUUACAAAACAAAUCGAAACAAUCUUAAUCUUCUUGAUAAUAAAAUGUUACUCCACGAGAUUAAACCAAAACGUAAAAUCAAAACGAAUCAUCGAUGGCAGAUUAUCACCUCCAGGUCUACACACGUUCGUGGCGAGCAUCUCCGUGCAUGAGUAUCAUCGAUGUGGAGGAACGAUCGUUUCAAAAUCGUACAUUUUAACGGCCGCUCAUUGUUGUUACGAUAAAGAUGAAAAUGUCCUGAAAGAAUCGAAAAUUACGGUGUCGUUGGGAAGCGUUUAUUGGGAAGAAGGUAAAAUUAGAAACGUUACGAAAAUUAUAAUUCAUCCGUUGUUUGAUCGAAAACUUAAAAAGAACGAUAUUUCCUUGUUAAGGAUCGAUAAAAUUCGGUUAAAAAAAAAAGAAAUCUCAACGAUUAAACUUUACCCAUCAAGAAUUGACCGUAACAUAGACGAAGAAAAUUUGUUAAAAGCUACAGUCAUUGGAUGGGGACUUUUUAAUGAUGGAUCAUCUUUAGGUGAUACUCCAUCCAAUCGAUUGCGUUAUGUUGAUGUAUAUAUUGUGCCUGAAUAUUAUUGUAAGAUGAUUUAUUACAAAUUUCAUAACACAAAUCUUUGCGUGAGUAGUGAGGAUAUGAGAGGUUCUUGUAGUGGUGAUUCAGGUGGACCACUCGUUAUUAAACGUAGAAAUAAAUUUUAUCAGAUCGGAUUGGUUUCUUAUGGUGGUGAUUGCAAUAAUACCCAACCGGAAGUGUAUACGAAACUUUUUGAUUAUAUUGAUUGGAUUAAAGAUAUUAUUUCAAUAAAAAGUUAA